AUAUACAUCCGGUUUAUUUUCCAUCCCUAAUCUCGAUUCCAGCAACUCGGUUCGGCAGUUCCCAAGCCGAAUAAAACGGCGUUCGAGGGGAAACCAGAGCACACGUACGAUCCUACCACGCCCGUUACGCGCACCAGCCCCACCAAUUUCCCCCCACUUCUGGCAAAGCUCUGCCCCAAACCCCGCAUUCACCUCGCCAAACUUUCCCCUCUUCCUCCGCCCGCACUUCCACCGCCGCUCCUCCCAGAUGCCUCAGUAGGCUCCAAAAAUCCAAAGCCACCCCUCCCCCACGCUCCCAUCCACCCCCAGGGCGGCGUCCGGCUCCAUGACGACCCGAUCCAACGGCGACGGCCACGGCAACGCGGCGUCCUUGUACCCGCAGCGCCGCCCGCACUACGGGUACGGCGGCGGGUCCGCCUCCUUCCGCGGCUGCUGCUGCUGCCUCUUCCUGCUGCUCACCUUCCUGGCGCUCCUCGCCCUCGCCGUCGCGCUCGUCGUCGUGCUCGUGGUGAAGCCCCGCAAGCCGCAGUUCGACCUCAACCAGGUGUCCGUGCAGUACCUCCUCGUGGCCCCGCCGACGUCCGCCGCGGCGACCCCCGCCGGCGUGCCCCCCGCGGCCCCCGGCGCCGCCUACCUCUCCCUCAACAUCACGCUGCUCUUCACCGCCGUGAACCCCAACAAGGUGGGCAUCCGGUACGGCGCCACGGCGUUCGACGUCAUGUACCACGGGGUGCCGCUCGGGGUGGCGGCGGUGCCCGGGUUCGAGCAGCCCGCGCACAGCACCCGCCUGCUCCAGACCCGCGUCAUCGUCGACCGCUUCAACGUGCUCCAGGCCGACGCCCAGGAUCUCGUCCGCGACGCCGCGAUCCGCGACAGCGUCGAGCUCCGCAUCACCGGCGACGUCGGCGCCAAGAUCCUCGUGCUCGGCUUCUCCUCCCCUAAAGUCCAGGUGUCGGUGGAUUGCGCGAUCGCCAUCAGUCCAAGGAGCCAGUCGCUGAAAUACAAGCAGUGCGGCGUGGACGGGCUAAGCGUGUAGGCCGCCGUUGCCGUCGCCGUCGCCGGAGCAGCAGAAGCAGAAGCUGUAAUCCAAUGGGGAUAGAUAAAUUGGAUGGAUCUGUGCGUCGAUUCUAAUCUCCCUAAUCUUUGGGUUUUGAUUUCCUUCCUGUGCGUGGGGGGUAAAUUUUGAGCUCUCUUACCGUAGAGGAGGCCGCUGAUUCUGUGGAUUACCACUGGUUGCAAUUAGUAGUAUCAGUAUUACUACGGUUACACAUUCAUCGAUCGCCAUGAGCAAAUUGCUUAGGAGCUAAGGGAAGUGGGUGGGAAAAGGUGCGAGGCGCGAGGAAGCGAGCGGAAUCCAGUCGCUUUUGCUGCUCUCUUCCUCAUCCUCCGCCUCGUUUGUGAUUGUUUCGUUUCGUUUCGUUUCGGAGUUGGUGGGUCUGCGCUGUCUGCCAUGGCCUAUUGGCCUUGUCUGGUUAAUCUGGCUCACUUCAGCCCGUAGUGGAGCCGGGCAUGGGAGGAGUUAGGCAGUACUCCAGAGUCCAGGCACCUGUGUGGGUGGGUGGUUCCUCACUUUCAUGGUAAUGGUGGGGUCAAACCGUCAAAGGUUAAGGUUUACUGGAAGUUACCACUUGCAUCCUUGCAUGGUGGGCCGAAACGGAACGGGAACGUAGGUGGUGGAAUUUAGGCUUUGUAAAUGCGGACUCCAGAGCGUGGUGGAAGACUGGAAGAGUGGAAGUAGAACCUUUGUUCGUUGGCUGUGGCGUGACCUGUGUCGUCUACAGAUACUUGGUGUAUAAAAUGUGAGCUACUGACUUCAAAUCUCAGUUCGCACAUGGCACGAGGCAUGGUGUGUUAAUUUUUUUCCUGGUGAAUUUACGAGAGAUUUGCUGUCACCAGUGUCUUGGUUUGGUUUAUUGAUUCCCGUUUACGCUGCAUGCUGUACAAAAUUUAUUCUGGGCUUAAAUUCGUUUACUGAAGCAUGUUAAUAUGCG
Molecule: messenger RNA, 1991 nt
Organism: Setaria italica (foxtail millet)
Lineage: Eukaryota; Viridiplantae; Streptophyta; Magnoliopsida; Poales; Poaceae
Exons: 2
Coding region: 326-1036 (236 amino acids)
Cellular component (GO): plasma membrane
Source: RefSeq, a predicted model, not a curated record